AUGAUUCAAUCAAGCUGCCCAAGAAUAAAAAGACACAAUUCUUCAAGAAAUUCAUCUAUAUCAAAAUCUAUAACUCCACGAAAACCUAAGCCCCAAAGAAGCAGUGACUCCCACAAUUCUUCGCAUCUAGUUGUAUAUUUUAAUUAGAAACUAUCACAAAAAAGCCAUUCAAUAUAUUCUGAGUCCUUUUUUCCUUCUCUAGAAAAUAUUUCUCCCUACGCACCUUCAAGCAGCAAAUCGACCAAAUUUGAAAAGAAUAGAAUUAUCAAAGACGGGUCAAUUUCUCCUUUCCCAACAUCCCGACGUUACUCUUUGAAACCAAAAGAAAGUGGAAAUCUUGACUACAUUUUUUUUUGGUCAACAUUUAUGCUUAUAAUUAUAAGCAAUUUAUCUAAAAUCUUGAUUGGAAAAGCCGUUGACUCAAGAAAAAAAUAUACGGCAAAUAGUGCCAAGAAAAUGUCUUCUAGGAAAUAAUCUUUAGCAAAAAUUAUGCAUCCUUAAAUCUUUCAUUUAUUAAUUUCUCAUCAAUCUCAUCUCCAGCACGAGUCAGGAAGCCUACACAUCUCAAAGGCGCUCACAAAAGUAUUUAUUCAAAUUUGCAUAUAGAUGCAAUUGAUCAGAUAAAUGUUAUGGAAACUCCUCCAAAUGAGGAUGUCCAGCCUGCUAGGAAGUCAAGCCCCUUCAGUGAAUAUGUAGAUGUAGAAAUUGAACGAUAUUUAAAUAAUUGCCAAGGAAAUAAUUUUAUACUUGAAAAAUCAAGGAAAAGUUUAAUGAAAGAUUCGGUGGCUUCAACGUCUGCGUCUGGAAUUUUAAAAAGCAAUCUGCCUUCUGUGUCUAUAGAAUUGUUCAGGCCUGAGCCACCAAAAACACCGCCACCGUGCUCCAUUCAUGCAAAACUUCAAAAGAAUAGGGCUGCUAGAAUUAAGCGAAUCACAAAAGAUCUAAAGCAAAAUAUUAUUGAGUGUAACGAGUAA
Molecule: messenger RNA, 974 nt
Organism: Blepharisma stoltei
Lineage: Eukaryota; Ciliophora; Heterotrichea; Heterotrichida; Blepharismidae
Source: the annotation of a GenBank genome assembly